Messenger RNA from Trichosurus vulpecula (common brushtail), 1119 nucleotides. RefSeq names its product 5-hydroxytryptamine receptor 5B-like. Gene Ontology annotation, cellular component: plasma membrane. Gene Ontology annotation, biological process: adenylate cyclase-activating adrenergic receptor signaling pathway. Gene Ontology annotation, molecular function: G protein-coupled serotonin receptor activity. The transcript has 2 exons. The record is from RefSeq and is a predicted model, not a curated record. NCBI's taxonomy places the organism in Eukaryota, Metazoa, Chordata, Mammalia, Diprotodontia, Phalangeridae. The coding region runs from base 1 to 1119 and encodes 372 amino acids.
AUGGAGAGCAGCAACGUAUCCACCCCUUCAGCCCUCACCUUCACGUCGGGGCCUGAGGAUUACAACAGUAGCCCCAGCACCCUAGGAGCUGCUGGAGAUCAGGGCGACGUCGGGGAGAGUGCUGGCAUCUUGCACCGCAAGGAGCCCCCCUUCUCCAUUUUUACCGUGUUAGUCUUGACGCUGUUAGUCCUCCUCAUUGUGGCCACCUUCCUCUGGAACCUGCUGGUUCUGGCCACCAUCCUAAGGGUGCGCGCCUUUCACCGUGUCCCCCACAAUCUAGUGGCCUCGACCGCUGUAUCCGACGUGCUUGUGGCGGCGCUGGUCAUGCCCCUUAGCCUGGUGAGCGAGAUAUCUACCGGGAAGCGAUGGCGGCUGGGGCGCGCCCUGUGCCACGUCUGGAUCUCUUUCGACGUCCUCUGCUGCACCGCCAGCAUCUGGAACGUGGCGGCCAUCGCCCUGGACCGCUACUGGACCAUCACCCGCCACAUCCAGUACACCCUGCGCACUCGCAGCCGCGCCUCCAACCUCAUGAUUGUCCUCACCUGGGCCCUGUCUGCUCUCAUAGCCUUUGCUCCCUUGCUGUUCGGCUGGGGUGAGGUGUAUAGUGCUGAGCUCCAGCGCUGCCAGGUGAGUCAGGAGCCCUCCUACGCUGUUUUCUCCACCUGUGGCGCUUUCUACGUUCCCCUCGGAGUAGUACUUUUCGUCUACUGGAAGAUCUACAAGGCGGCUAAAUUUCGCAUCGGGAGACGUCGAGUUGCAGUCUUGCCCCUGCCUGAGACAGUACAGGCAAAGGAAGCUCCCCAAGAGGCCCAGAUGGUGUUCACAGCCCGUCACGCCACCCUUGCCUUUCAAACACAUGGCGAAACAUGGAGGGAGCAGAAGGAGAAAAGGGCAGCCCUGAUGGUGGGAAUUUUAAUCGGUGUGUUCGUCCUCUGUUGGAUCCCCUUCUUCCUCACAGAGCUCAUCACCCCACUCUGCUCCUGCAACAUUCCCCCCAUCUGGAAAAGUAUAUUCCUGUGGCUUGGCUACUCCAAUUCUUUCUUCAACCCGUUGAUUUACACAGCAUUCAACAAAAACUAUAAUAGUGCCUUCAAAAGCCUUUUUACCAAACAGAGAUAA